AGUGCUGGUGCUAAUUGGAAGCACCUGUACGCACACAUCACCGGCAUACAGAAGAACUGGCGGUCGGUCACAUACAAACGGCGCGAGGUCAAAGGGCACGGCAACCAUGUUAUAACAUACCUGUACUAUGACACGGACAAAAUAAUCUCCGCAUCCGAUGAUCAUACAAUCAAG
Messenger RNA from Sphaeroforma arctica JP610, 174 nucleotides. RefSeq lists its product as hypothetical. The record is from RefSeq and is a predicted model, not a curated record. The transcript has a single exon. NCBI's taxonomy places the organism in Eukaryota, Ichthyosporea, Ichthyophonida. The annotation marks the transcript as partial.